Messenger RNA from Megalopta genalis, 682 nucleotides. NCBI's taxonomy places the organism in Eukaryota, Metazoa, Arthropoda, Insecta, Hymenoptera, Halictidae. The record is from RefSeq and is a predicted model, not a curated record.
UUUCACCGGGUUAUAUUGGAGAAAUGUAUGCAAUAUAUUGUAUUUAUACUUUUACAAUUAUUUGCGUUGCAAUUCUCACGAGAAUGUGUUUCAUGAUAUUUCGGACAUUUACGACAAAACGAACGCAUGUUGCUUUCGUUAACAAUGUGAAAACAUUAAUAAUAUUGGGGUCUGGUGGACAUACUGCAGAAAUGAUAAGAAUUCUUAGUUACUUAGAGUUUAAGAAUUAUUCACCAAGAAUCUAUGUUCACGCUGAUACAGAUGUAAUAAGUGUAGAGAAAGUGCAGGAUUUAGAAAAAGAUAAUACAGAUUACAAAAUAAUAAAGAUUCAACGGAGUAGAGAAAUUAGACAGUCGUAUUUUACAUCUAUUUAUACUACGUUGUGGGCAACAUUAGAGUCGAUACCACUUUUGUGGACAGAACGUCCAGAUUUACUUUUGUGCAAUGGCCCAGGCACUUGUGUCCCUUUGUGUAUCAUUAUGUUUCUAUUUAAAGUGUUUUUCGUUACACGAACUACGAUAGUAUUUAUUGAAAGCUUUUGCAGAGUGCACACAUUAUCUUUAAGUGGGAAAAUUUUGUAUUAUAUAGUUGAUUAUCUACUUGUUCAAUGGCCAUCGUUAAGCAAACCUAUGUACAAAAAAGCAAUUUAUAUUUGAGUAAACCAAUUUUAAUACAAACUUUA